CAGGACAUCUCAGAUUAUAAACGUAACUACUGUAAAAUUAGCUUCAUUAUUGUACCUAUAUUUCCUUUGUUAAUGCGAGAAAUUAACAAAACUAAAAUGACAGGGAUCAUUAAACAGGGUAGGCAACUUGAAGCUAAAUUGCAAUGCGAAUGAGUAAUAUAAAAAUAAAUAAAUUAUAAUAAAUAUUAUUAUCAUUAUCAAGUUCCGAAAAGUCAAUUUUUCACAUCAUCUUCAUUCCCUCUCGCAAGAGGGUUUCAACAUCGCUCAGGUGAAAAGUGUACUUUUUUCUUGAAUACUCGGAGAAUUAUGUUUCAGUGCAAUAUAUGCUCGGGAGAUGGUGCUACGAAAUAGCUAACCUGACGUGGUUACAGAGAAAAAUUGUCAAAUGUUUAUAUCACACGGAACCGCCGACAUCUUCGUAUGACGAGGCGUACAAGCAUCUACUUAAAGCAGAGGAGCUGCGACCCAGAUCGUUCUUACCCAACCUAUUCGUCUUGGGACAAGUAUGUUUUAAGCUGGGAUUCUAUUACAGCGCCAAAUAUUACUUGGAAAUGGCGUUGACUUUAUCGACACGCAGCGACGCGAAAAAAUGGGAGCACUUCCGCAACAGCGCGAAAAGCAUGCUGAAAAAAUUGAAAAAUUACGAUAUGGGAAGGGAGUUGUUGAGCGAACGGAAAACAUAAAACUCUAAUAUAU
Molecule: messenger RNA, 696 nt
Organism: Cylas formicarius (sweet potato weevil)
Lineage: Eukaryota; Metazoa; Arthropoda; Insecta; Coleoptera; Brentidae
Product: regulator of microtubule dynamics protein 1-like
Exons: 2
Coding region: 324-683 (119 amino acids)
Cellular component (GO): cytoplasm; mitotic spindle pole; spindle microtubule
Molecular function (GO): microtubule binding
Source: RefSeq, a predicted model, not a curated record